This is a messenger RNA of Amorphotheca resinae ATCC 22711, 2555 nucleotides long. Its product is annotated as glycoside hydrolase family 78 protein. The transcript is spliced from 2 exons. Lineage: Eukaryota; Fungi; Ascomycota; Leotiomycetes; Helotiales; Amorphothecaceae. The record is from RefSeq and is a predicted model, not a curated record. Bases 50 to 2431 code for a protein of 793 amino acids. Gene Ontology annotation, biological process: carbohydrate metabolic process.
CUUCUGCCAUGAUCUCGUAGCAUUACUUUUCGAUUAUUGUUUUUCUAUCAUGUAUUUCUUGCUCAGCGCGUGCUUUACCCUCUGUAUAGGGGCCGCACAAGCUCUCAAAGGUCCAGAUUACGAGUCUCUGCCACUCGACACUAUCUUUCCUGGGCCUUGGGAACGCUAUAUUCGGGCACCAGUCAAUAAAUCGCACAUAGCGCCAGUCAAAAUCUUUAACUUUGAGGGCGCAGUUGCAGGUGUACAAACGGUUUUGGAGGAUGCGGAAGUCGGCGCAAAUGGGGGCAUUUCAUGGGUAAUCGGCCCUGGCGGUCUGGUUACUUUUGAAUUCGAGGAGAAUAUCUCUGGAAGGGUGUGUUUUGAGGUUGAUAGCCUCAAGAACGAACCCUACCUCGUGUUAUCCUACUCUGAAUCUCCCUUCUUUGCCGGUCGCGAACCAGAUGCCACAGGCGACAGACAAGCCAGAGACUUGCCUCUGAAAUUCUUGAUUAAGCACACAGGAUUGAAUUGCGUUGCAAAGGGCUAUAAUCGGGGCGCCUUUAAGUACCUGACAGUUUUCAUGCCGGAAACUGACGUGCCGACCGAAGAGAACGGAUUCUGGCACGAUGGACAUUCUGCGCCGCAAAGGGGUGGCAUGGUGGAGCAGAAUCCUUCGUGGUACAGCUCAAUUGGACAAAAGAUACUUGGACGAAAUCGACCGCGGAGAAGUGACAUGGCGCAGGAACCUGCUGUCACCAUUUCGUCUGUCUGGGUCAAUUGCACGGCAUUUCCUUCAAAUCCAAAUGGGCGCGCCUAUACAGGAUAUUUCGAGAGCUCCUCGCCUCUUUUGAACCGUAUCUGGUACGCGGGUGCCUGGACUUUGCAGCUCUCAACCAUUGAUCCACAAGAGGGAGGAUCAAUCAUCGACUUCAAUAGAAAUUUUGACCACAACAACGCACCACAAGGAGCGUGGUAUUCCAAUUACACGGUCGCGAAUGGUACUGUAGUCACCACCGAUGGUGCCAAACGAGAUCGAAUGGUCUGGCCGGGAGACAUGACUAUUGCGGUUCCAGGAAUUGCUGUGUCGACUUAUGAUAUGUUGGCCGUAAGAAAUGCCUUGGAUACAAUCUACGAGCAUCAAUAUUCUGAUGGGUCUAUGCCUUACGCUGGGCCUCCAAUGGGUGCAUUUGGAGAGUUUAGUGACACGUACCAUCUUCAUACGUUAAUGGGCACAUAUUUCUAUAUUCUCUAUUCUGGAGAUUUCGACUGGCUGAAGAGAAGAUGGCCAUCUUACAUUCAAGCCCUGGAGGUUAGCAUCAACAAGGUGGAUGAAUUUAAUCUCCUCUACGUCUCUUCACCUUUCGACUGGAACCGUGCAGGUAUGACAGGGCACAAUAUAGAAGCUUCAUCCCUUCUCUACGAAGUCCUUGGCAACAGCAUCAAGCUUGCUUCCUGGCUAGGUGAAAACAUCCAAACCAGCGGCGAAAGUUGGGAGACAACUAGGUCACGUCUCAAGAAGGGAAUUUCGACCCUCUACUGUCCGCAAGAAGGUCUAUUCUCUGACAACAGAGGCCGACGUGGUUGCUUCGGGCCCGAAAAAGUCCUUCCUCAGGAUGGGAAUUCCUGGGUUUUAAUGUCCCGAGCCGUCUCCCCGUCUCUUGCCUACAAUGUAUCUGAAAACCUAAGAGCGCGCUGGAUCAAGUAUGGCGCUCCCGCCGUCGAAUUCCCCAACGUAAUCUGCCCCUUUGCCUCAUCCUUCGAACUUCUCGGCCACAUCGGCGCCGGAAACCCCGAUGCUGCUGUCGAGCUGAUGGAACUGAUGUGGGGCUACAUGCUCGAUGGCCCAGGGAUGACGAAUUCCACCCUCAUAGAAAGCUACCGGAUUGAUGGCUACAUUCAUUAUCCGCUCUAUUGGUCUGAUGCUCGGAACUCACACGCGCACGGUUGGUCGGCCGGUCCUACCACCGUUUUGAUGCAGGGCAUUCUGGGUAUCAGCUUAACUAGCCCUCUGGGCCGGACAUGGAAGAUCGACCCUAAUUUAACCAAGUGGUUAAGUUCCGCGCAAGGCGGCUUCGCGACCAAGCUAGGUAAAUUCGAGGUGCAGAUAUCUCUCAUGAGGAGCGCGAGUACAGGGAGGAGAGUAGAAGUACUUGUAGUGAGCGUCCCUGAUGGGACGAGUGGGAGUAUUGUCUGGGCAGGAAGAGAACAGUCCAUCGAUACGCGGGAGCAAGGGACGGAAUUUCAUUUCUUCCGCUAUCUAGAUGGGAGUCAAGCAGAUCAGGCCCAGAUUUGGAGUUUCGGGGACGCAGAAAUGGAGUUUGUGAAUGAUGAUACGUGGGUUAAACCUCCGGUUGAAGAGAGGCCAGAGGGAGUCGUCGAUUGGGAGGCGUUAGAGCGAACUUAUGCUCUUGAGGCGUUGAAAUGGGAUAGUAUAUUGAGCAAGUACUCGUAGAUCUAUCUUAAAUUUCAAUUUGGCUUAUUGCCAUAAAAUCGAUGACCAAGAGAACGCCACUAUUCUCAGUGCUGACUAGAUUACGGAUAUCGGCUGUAUGGAGGCGGGCAGUGACAAGCGUGGG